Messenger RNA from Entrophospora sp. SA101, 189 nucleotides. The record is from the annotation of a GenBank genome assembly. NCBI's taxonomy places the organism in Eukaryota, Fungi, Glomeromycota, Glomeromycetes, Entrophosporales, Entrophosporaceae.
AUGUUUGAUGUAAGUUUUGCCAUUGCGUAUGGUCAAGGGGCAUUUGCUGUAUGGGAAGAAUUGGAAAUUAAAAGACUUUUAGGUGAAAAGGAUUUGGAAAUAUUUUGUUGGCAUUUUGGUGUAAAACCAAAUGGUAACGUUGACCCAGCAAAAGAUAUUCAAGGUGAAUCAAAAAAUAAGUACAUUUGA